AUGCCAGCAUUCAAAAUCAUAGACAACACCUGUCUGAUUGAAAAUGAACAAGAAAGAGGAGAGAUGAUGUUGAAGAGUAAUUUACAGAGUGAUCCAAAGAGUAAUCUGCAGAGUUAUCCAAAGAGUAAUCUGCAGGCGUACAACUCAGACUACGAAGGCUCGAGGUAUGAUAAAGGUCACCUGUACCCUCACUGCCACGCCCCCGACGAGGAAACAUCAAAGAGCACCUUCACCCUCACCAACACUGCACCCCAGAGGUGUGACUUUAACAGGUUCUGGUACAGUAAAGUAGAAGCAAAAGUGAACAAAGCCCUGACCACCUGCGUGGCAGCUAAGAAAACACCGUACGUGGUUACAGGAGUCGUGCCGGAUACCGGAUCAAACCCUCUAACUCUGAAGAAGGACAGUCAGGUAAACGUACCGACACACUUCUGGACCGCGUACUGCUGCUGUGACAACAAUGAUAAAGAGUGUCAAUUUGGCGCCUUUAUCCUGGAAAGAGAAGCUGACGAACCUGAUGAGUUCAAAACAUCUACUGCUCCUCCGCGCCGCCAGGGGGCAGCAGCGCGCAGUGAUCCGCGGAGGAAGUGA
Molecule: messenger RNA, 591 nt
Organism: Astyanax mexicanus (Mexican tetra)
Lineage: Eukaryota; Metazoa; Chordata; Actinopteri; Characiformes; Acestrorhamphidae
Product: endonuclease domain-containing 1 protein-like
Exons: 3
Coding region: 1-591 (196 amino acids)
Molecular function (GO): hydrolase activity; metal ion binding; nucleic acid binding
Source: RefSeq, a predicted model, not a curated record